Molecule: messenger RNA, 1020 nt
Organism: Priceomyces carsonii
Lineage: Eukaryota; Fungi; Ascomycota; Pichiomycetes; Serinales; Debaryomycetaceae
Exons: 1
Coding region: 1-1020 (339 amino acids)
Biological process (GO): actin filament depolymerization; barbed-end actin filament capping
Cellular component (GO): actin filament; cytoplasm
Molecular function (GO): actin monomer binding; actin filament binding
Source: RefSeq, a predicted model, not a curated record
AUGUCAACACAAUCAGGUAUUACUGUAUCAAAGGAAAUCAUAACAUCCUUGAGUGACAAUGGGUCGAGCCCAUUGGUUAUCAAAAUAUCGGAUGAUAAUACAAAGUUAAUACUAGAUCCCGAAUUCUCACAUAAAAGCAUCAAUGAAUUAGAGGAAAGAUUUAAGGCAGUAAAAGAGUAUGUCAGUUCAAUUUAUCCUCAACCACGUUAUGUUGUCAUACCUAAAGACUCAAAUUCCAAUAUCUUCAUAAGUAUCGUUCCAGAUGUUGCCCCAAUUCGUCAAAAAAUGCUUUAUGCUUCAACUAAGAAUACCCUUACUAGCGCAAUAAGUUCUUUUGACAUUCAUAAAAGUGAUAUCCUAGCCUUGACUGACCUAGAUGAACUUACAUAUGAGAACUAUAAUCAAUCUGAUAAUACAGUCAACUUAUUAACAAAGGAGGAGAAAACUUUAGAUGAUAUCAAUACUCUUCAGGAUUUAACUCUUGACAACUCCUUUAAAAAGGAAUUGGUCUCCAUGUCAUCUCCGCAGGAAAAACUUCUUUAUAACUUUGAUGAAGAGUUCCAGCGAGAAUUGACUUCCAUGCUUAAUUCUAGCGAACAAGCCUAUAAAUUUGUUGCUUUUGCCAUUGAUUCUACAAAAGAAGUCAUUCGUUUGGUAUCGUCGAAUGAUAAGGUAGCCAUUGAAUCAUUGAUCUCAGAAAUAGAGAAAGUACAACCAGAAAACUAUCCAGUAUAUAUUCUUUACAAUUAUUCCCCGAAGUCGUAUGCUUUUAUUUAUUCUUGUCCCUCUGGCUCGAAAGUUAAAGAUAGAAUGACAUAUGCUGCUUUUAAGCAAGGUUUGUUGGCUCACUUGGUGAAAGAAUUUGGUUCCAAAGAUUUAAAAGUUGAUAAGUCGAUAGAGGUGGGCGACCCAGAGGAAUUAGAGAUAGGAGAGUUGCAAGUAUCUUCGAAUUCGGCUCCAUCUGAACCUUCUAAGGGCAGAUUAAAAUUUAACAAACCAAAAGGACCUCGUCGGAGGUAA